Messenger RNA from Meleagris gallopavo (turkey), 545 nucleotides. NCBI's taxonomy places the organism in Eukaryota, Metazoa, Chordata, Aves, Galliformes, Phasianidae. The record is from RefSeq and is a predicted model, not a curated record.
CACUGCAGGGCUGUCCCAAUCACCCCGAGGGGACCGCAGCCCCUCACCCCGCCACCCCCUGCAGCCCCCCACCCACAUCGCUGCCCCAUUCCCCCCACAGCUCACGGCCACCAAAGCGGGCCGACUCCUGCUGAGGGAGAAGGGCACCUACGUGGUGCUGCGUGAGCUGCACCGCUGCGAGAAGGACCCCGAGGUGCUGUCUGCCUGCGAGAAGCUCAUCCAGGUGCUGAUCGGAGACGAACCGGAGCCGGGCAUGGAGAACCUCCUGGAGGUGAACAUCCCUGCGGAGGUGGAGGAGCGGCUGCGGAGCUGGGAUCGGGAGGAGGAGGAGAGGAGGCAGCGGGAGGAGGCGCGGUGAUGGAAGCACCACCCCAUGGGACAGAAUCCUGUGGGUCGAUGUGGGGCUCACUGUGCCCUGGGAUGGGGAACAUCGGGGUCCUGCAGGUGGGGAUCCCCUACUUGGGGGGCGCCCAUGUGGGGCAGCUCUGCGUCCUUUCUGGAAAGUCAGAAAAUAGAAAUACGGAUUUGAAUGCAAAAAAGAAACA